GCUUUAUCUUCUCAAAAGACAGAAGGAAAUCGAAGAGUGGAAUCAAAGAGUGGUGAUGAAAAUUAUGAAGCUUUAAGUAAAUAUGCCGUCGAUUUAAUUGCUCUAGCAAAAGACGGUAAACUAGAUCCUGUAAUUGGUAGAGAUGAUGAAAUUCGCCGUGUCAUUCGUGUUCUUGCAAGGCGAACAAAACCAGGAGUUGGUAAAACUGCUAUAGUAGAAGGUCUAGCGCAACGAAUUGUACGGAAAGAUGUUCCACGAUCAUUAGAUGCCAAACUUUUCUCUUUGGAUAUGGGCGCUUUAUACCGUGGUGAAUUUGAAGAACGUUUAAAAGCAGUUUUGAAAGAAGUAAAAGAAUCAGAAGAAGGCAUCAUCCUCUUUAUUGAUGAAAUUCAUUUAGUAUUAGGUGCUGGUAAAGCUGAAGGUUCAAUGGAUGCCGCCAAUUUACUUAAACCUAUGCUUGCCAGAGGUGAAUUACGUUGUAUUGGUGCUACUACUUUAGAUGAAUAUCGUAAACAUGUAGAAAAAGAUGCUGCUUUUGAAAGAAGAUUUCAACAAGUUUUAGUUGGUGAACCUUCAGUAGUUGAUACGAUUAGUAUUCUUCGUGGUUUAAAGGAUCGUUAUGAAACUCAUCAUGGUGUUAAAAUUACGGAUGCUGCCCUUGUUGCUGCUGCUCAAUUAUCUGCUAGAUAUAUUACUAAUCGAUUUUUACCCGAUAAGGCUAUCGAUUUAAUGGAUGAAGCUUGUGCAAAUACUCGUGUUCAACUUGAUUCUAGACCUGAAGUUAUAGAUCAAUUAGAACGUCGUCAUCUACAAUUAGAAGUUGAAGCUGCUGCAUUAGCAAAAGAAAAAGAUGAACCUAGUCGUCAACGUCUUAAAAAAGUUAAAGAAGAGAUGGCUGAUAUUCAAGAACAAUUAAGACCAUUAAAAGCAAAAUAUGAACAUGAUAAAAGUCGACUUGAUGAAAUUAGAACUCUUAAACAAAAAUUAGAUGAAUUGAAAAAUAAAGCUGAUUAUGCUGAAAUGCGUGGUGAUAUUGAUCAGGCUGCUGAUCUUAGAUAUUACGCUAUUCCUGAAGUUGAACAACGUAUUGCCACUCUACAAUCGCAGAAAAUUAAAGAAGAUACUAAUAACCUUUUAACUGAAGUUGUUGGUCCUGAACAGAUUACAGAAGUUGUCUCCCGUUGGACUGGUAUACCUGUUUCACGAUUAUCUAAAUCUCAAGCAGAGCGUUUACUCUCUCUUGCAGAUUCCCUUCAUAAAAGAGUUGUUGGGCAAGAUGAAGCUGUACAAGCUGUAGCUAAUGCUGUAUUGAGAAGUCGUGCUGGAUUGGCUCGUGAAAAUCAACCACUUGGAAGUUUCCUAUUUCUUGGUCCAACGGGUGUUGGUAAAACCGAACUUAGUAAGGCUCUCGCACAAGAACUUUUUGAUGACGAAAAAUAUAUCAUAAGGAUAGAUAUGUCUGAAUUUAUGGAAAGUCAUUCAGUUGCUCGCCUUAUUGGUGCUCCUCCAGGAUAUGUUGGUCACGAUGAAGGUGGUCAGCUUACUGAGGCAGUACGAAGACGUCCUUAUAGCGUAAUCUUAUUUGAUGAAGUAGAAAAAGCCCACGUCCAAGUUCUAAACAUUUUAUUACAAGUAUUGGAUGACGGUCGUUUAACUGAUGGGCAAGGCAAACAUGUUGACUUUAGUAAUACUGUAAUUAUCUUGACAAGUAAUUUGGGAUACUACCAUCUUCAAGGUUUAACUACAGACACCAUAAAUGAUAGUGUUAAAGAUGCUGUCAUGAGUGAUGUUAAAAGACACUUUAGACCAGAAUUUCUAAAUCGUCUGGACGAUAUAAUCAUCUUUACACCCCUAGGACGUCAACAUAUCAGAAGAAUUGUUGAGGUUCAAUUAAAGGGACUUAAUGAUCGUUUACAAGAGCGACGAAUUACUUUGAGUCUAGAUGAUAACGCUCAAGAAUGGCUAGCUGAAAAUGGCUACGACCCUGUUUAUGGUGCUCGUCCAUUGAAUAGGCUGAUUAAACAUAAAAUUUUGAAUCCUUUAAGUAGACUCUUAAUAGAUGGCGGUGUUCGAACUGGUGAAACAGCUUAUGUGACAACUACAAGUGAUGGUAUGGAUCUCAUCGUAAGAAGAAAUCAUGAUAUAGGCAAUUAUGAUAAUGAAAAUGAAAUAGAAAUGGCUAUUGAUCAAAAUGAAGAAGAAGAUAAUCGUCUUGAAUUGGAUUAA
Molecule: messenger RNA, 2226 nt
Organism: Dentiscutata heterogama
Lineage: Eukaryota; Fungi; Glomeromycota; Glomeromycetes; Diversisporales; Gigasporaceae
Source: the annotation of a GenBank genome assembly